Messenger RNA from Diprion similis, 1697 nucleotides. RefSeq names its product keratinocyte proline-rich protein-like. The coding region runs from base 585 to 1697 and encodes 370 amino acids. The transcript has 2 exons. The record is from RefSeq and is a predicted model, not a curated record. NCBI's taxonomy places the organism in Eukaryota, Metazoa, Arthropoda, Insecta, Hymenoptera, Diprionidae.
CCCGAAUUCGGACCUGCCUCUGCCAGACGAACGUGGGUUGCCUGGACCGUCAAGAUUGCGGAGGAUUCAGGCCCAGAGGCACAGCCGAGACCGGGGCCUGUCCGGGCCCGUGCGUAUGCGAGGUUGAGGACUCUUGGAACCGAAACGUACCGCCAAAACCGAACUGCGAAUGGGUGUCAAACUUCACGGAGCUCCGUCGUCAGUGGAGUGAUCACGGGCGGAAGGAGGCGUGCAAAUGCUGCAACUGCCGUCCCAGCCGGCCCAGCACCCCCUGCCGCCCUUGCAUUCCCUGCCCGCCGGCGAUCCCCUGCUGUUCGUCGACCUCGGUAUCCUGCCCGAAACGUGACCCCUGCCAACCCCCGGUAGAUCCUUGCGCUCGAACCUGCUGCGAGGGUUCGCGACUCGGUGGCGGUGGGUGCUGCUCUUCUCCGGGGAAAUCGAGCCGCUGCCCCUCCGAGUCCAGCUCUGACCCUUGUCCGCCUCCGAGUUGUUACGGUCAGGCUUCCACUUGUCAGCCCUGCUCGCCGCAGCCUCGACCGAUCCUGAAGAAACGAAGCUGCUGCAUAUGUGCUCCGGGUGGUUGCAUGUGCCAGCCGAUGCCGAGGAACUGUAACUGUCCACCACCUGUACAGAUUGACGCCAGAGCCGACGAGGAGUGCUCGUGCGACUGCCCUUCCGCACCCGAGUGCGCUUGUCCACCGAGCGAACGCAGGUUCUCCAGGACCAAGGUGAAGUGCCCCAACGCCAGGAUCUGCUGUCCUGUUCCUCGUCAGCCUCCUGGACCCCCCUGCUGUUGCACCGAGUGCCGACCCUGCCUCCCGCCGCCCUGCGACCCCUGCUCUUCUUCCACGUGCCGCCCGGCGACGCCUCAGGUCAAGCCCUGCAGGCCGGCCUCACCCUGCCCCCCUAGCUCGCCCUGUCGCCCAAAGCGGAGCUCCCCUUGCCGAAAACCGGCACCACCCUCGCCCUGUCGAUCCUCUGCUCGCUCCUCGUCCCGGGGAUCAAGUUGUUGCUCACCGUCCAGAGCGCCAGGUCAGUCGUCUUCAACCUGCGAUGAUAACGGCGAGGUGGCCGAGGUCACGCGGGGACACGGAGAUGACGGAGAGCGAGACUGCGCCGGCGAUGCCGAUCGGCGUUCAAGGUGUCGCUGCGCUCACGACGGGAAGGGUUGCGCCGAUGAGUGCCGCUCGUGCUGCUCGAGGAACUGCGCUGGCGAACCCUUUAGAGGGAGCUGCGACCGGCCGGGAGAACCAGGGAAUGACGAGGGCCGGGCCCCGAACGUAACGCAGGUUGCCACCGGCGUUGAUAAAUCUCUUUCGAUCGAUCACCGUCAGGUGGAUCAUUUGGAUCAUCACCUGCUCCUGUGCGCCGACGCAACUUCUCCUGGCAACGCUGCUGCGGUCGGAGCGCCUGGUGCUCAUGGUACUCGCGGUACUUCCGCUUGGAAGGCUUGGCCUCGCAGAGGUUCGCGCCGUGCGGUUUCACCUCCUGGUGCAGCAGGCAAUGCCCUUCCCAACGUGACCGCCGCGCGGAAAUCAGUUGCCACCCCCGGCGUCGACCGCACCCCGAUCGGCACAAAUGUGUUGCACGCUCGUCUCGCCGCAAAGAGGAUUGUGACCAGCCCUUACAGGGCGACUCCUGGGCGAUCGGGGCUCGGUGUUUUUCAUCCGGCUUCUCGCGGUUCGUCCAAAGGCUAA